UCCCAUCAUGGAGCGUGUGUCCAUGUCUUUUGUCGAGUAUAAAAUCUUCCCCACUCAACCGUCCCAGGACUGCCUAACCUUGAUGGCCGAGUGCUUGAAAGUGUGCCAGCCCUUCCUUCACAAAUACAUCUGGCAUAUGGAACCAUUCCGCCUUAAACCAGUCCAAGAAGAGCAUCUCUAUGGCAAAGUCUACGUGGGAGAUAAUGUGGAGGACGAGUGGUUCAUCAUCAGUUUACUGAAAUACCUCUCCUACCAACUCCCAGACUCGAUUGUCAUUCGGGUUCUGGAUGAAGAUGGCGAGAUCCUCUUGAUUGAGGCGGCCGAUCAUCUGCCCUCUUGGGCCCAGGAACCCGAUUUGGCCGAGAAACGUGUCUACCUCUACCAAGGUCAAGUUCACCUGAUACCCAUCUCAGAUCGACCCUCAUCACUGACACCUCUCCCGAGUGGCGUGCCUCGGGAAGGGGAUGCCGUGAAAACGAUUGUGGCCUUCAGUCACAUCACUCGAGCCUCGCCCGAGGUUCAAGAGUGCAUCGAUCGGCGAUUGGGCUCCUAUCCGAGGGACUGGAGCUCAGAGUUGCACUACUGUCACUUGGUGGUGCCCAAAGUCAUUGCUCAUGUUCUGCGUGAGAGCCCUCAGCUGAUUUCCCCAGCCAUUCAAAAAUUGCAUGACCUCGAUCCCCAAGACUCGAGGAUGAUUCAGAAAAUGGAACGGUUUCCUCAAGGACCUGAAAAAGAUCUCGUGACUGUGGGGAUGGGCAUUCCCCGAUGUUUGUAUGCCAUGUUGAGUGGAUCGAAGAUCUUUCCGUACAAGAAAUCCGACUGGACUUUGCCCGGUGCUGAGGACGCUCAAUUCAAAGCCAAGUACCAUGGUUUCAAGGUGGCAGCAGGACUAGAAGUGAUGACUUCAACCCAGCGGAAUAUAUCUCAUCGUAGUGCCAAUGAUCCUGCCUUUGACAAGUUCCUCAAAGCCUUAAACUCACUCGACUACUUUCAAGGGCUUUUGCCAGGAUCCAAAGAAUAUGAACAAUUCAAGGGAAAAGCUCGUGAUUUCUAUCGGCAAGACCACCCAUGUGAUGAAAUAGAGCUUGAAAAUACUCCACUCUAUUCCACCUUAUUCACUCAUGCCUUGGCGACAUUCGACCCGAGCACGCCCAUGAAACCUGAAGACGUUGCUCUAAAGCCGGCAGAUAGUGACAAUUGGCUUGAUAUCAAUCCGAAUGUGCUCGACGAUCUUCUCGCUCAAAGGUUCUUGUCGAAAUCUCGCAACGACGGGACAAAUAUUUCAGAUCUGGAGCACUUUUUACAAGAGUCCUCGGACAUGAAGGGCGUGGAAGGGUCACGAUUGACCCAAGGUACCAAAACCAACGAAGGUGGCAUUUCCUUUGAUUCGAAUUUGUUUGAAAGCGCCCUAGACAAGGUACUGGGAAUGAAUCUGGACUCGACCGACCAUUCCGAUUCGGAUGACAGCGAAUCAGAGCGAGAACACGACGCAAACGAAGACGACAUGAGAGCCUAUUUUGAGGCGCUCGAAGAUCAGUUGAAAGAAUCAAACGUCACCUCGGACGACUUGGACCUGUCUGUGAUGAAAAACCUGUUAAGUUCACUCGAGAACCAAGAAGGCUUUCAAGGCCCCACGAACACUCUAAUAAACUCCAUGCUGAAGGAAAGCUCUUAAACCAACCAACAAAGUUCAUGUCAUUUGUUCCUUUAUAUCUUUCAG
Molecule: messenger RNA, 1720 nt
Organism: Tigriopus californicus
Lineage: Eukaryota; Metazoa; Arthropoda; Copepoda; Harpacticoida; Harpacticidae
Gene: ecd
Product: protein ecdysoneless homolog
Exons: 1
Coding region: 8-1675 (555 amino acids)
Cellular component (GO): nucleus
Source: RefSeq, a predicted model, not a curated record